AAUUAUACAAAUUGCUAUCUUUUUAAGAUGGGAUUUUUGUUACUCUCUCUAUUCUUGAUAUUUUUUGUAAGAAUAAAUAAUUAUGUGAAUGCUACUAAUAAUUAUUCUAUAGAUGCAAUUAGCAAUAUUGGGUGCAAUAUUUUUGUUGGAAAAUGGGUUUUUGAUUCUUCAUAUCCUAUGUAUGAUUUCUCAAAAUGUCCAUUUAUUGAUAAUGAAUUUAAUUGCCAGAAGUACAAGAGGCCUGAUAAUUUGUACCUCAAAUAUAGAUGGCAACCUUCCUCUUGCAACCUCCCAAGGUUCAAUGGUUUGGUUUUCUUGGAAAAAUACAAGGGGAAGAAUAUAAUGUUUGUGGGUGACUCAUUAAGUUUGAAUAUGUGGGAGUCAUUGGGUUGCAUGAUUCACUCUUCAUUGCCAAAUGCUAAAACUUCACUCACAAAGAAAAAUGGAAUUGCUGAAAUUGCAUUCUUGGACUAUGGAGUUAGAUUGUCAAUGUAUCGUACUCCAUACUUGGUGGACAUGGUCAAAGAAAAAAUUGGCACUGUUUUGAAGUUGGAUUCUAUUACUGAUGGCAAGGCUUGGAUGGGAAUGGAUGUAUUGAUAUUCAAUUCAUGGCAUUGGUGGACUCACACUGGAAGCUCUCAACCGUGGGAUUACAUCCAAUAUAGGGGCAAAAUUGUCAAAGAUAUGGACCGUUUGGUUGCUUUUUCUAAAGGAAUGACCACUUGGGCUAGAUGGGUCGAUAAAAAUAUCGACUCAUCUAAAACUAAAGUCUUCUUUCAAGGAAUUUCACCCACUCAUUAUAAGGGCAAGGAUUGGAAUGAACCAUCAAAAUCAUGCAAAGGACAAACACAACCAUUUUUUGGCACAAAUUAUCCAGCAGGGACACCAAAAGAAGCAAAUGUGGUCAACAAAGUAAUCAAAAACAUUAAAAACAAAGUUUAUUUAUUGGAUAUUACAACUCUUUCACAAUAUAGAAAAGAUGGACAUCCAGGAUAUUAUAGUGAUAUACAUGGAUCAGAUUGUAGCCAUUGGUGUCUACCUGGUUUGCCUGAUACUUGGAACCUACUUCUUUAUACAAUUCUUAUUGGUUGAAAUCGCGGCGACAGGAACAACCCUUUAGUCGCCACAAAAAGUAUGGUUUUUCGUGGCAACUUUGAAAGUUUUGCCACGAAAAAUAAAAUGAUCUGAAAUAGUCUAGUCGCUGAAACUUAUUGGUGGUGACCCCUAAAGUUUGCAUUGAAAUGUUAUUCUUUAGGGGUCGUCGCGAAUAAAUUUCUAACAAUAAAACUAUUGUAAGUGGCAUUCAAGUCGUCACGAAAAGUCCUUUGUAUUCCUUUGUAGAGUUUUGUGGUGACAAAGUCGUCACAAAAAGUAAUUUAUUCUAGUAUAUAUAUGAUCAUUAUUCUAUUUUACUAGGAAGAUGUAUGUUGUUUAGGAAUUUGAUUCACUUUUAUUUGAAUGACAAAAUAAGAAGGUUCAUAUUUGAAUUGUAAAAUGUGUAUAAGAUCUAUAGGCAUGAAAAGUUGCCUUAGUCCAAA
Messenger RNA from Solanum pennellii, 1538 nucleotides. Its product is annotated as protein trichome birefringence-like 39. The transcript is spliced from 5 exons. Lineage: Eukaryota; Viridiplantae; Streptophyta; Magnoliopsida; Solanales; Solanaceae. The record is from RefSeq and is a predicted model, not a curated record. Gene Ontology annotation, molecular function: O-acetyltransferase activity. Bases 28 to 1092 code for a protein of 354 amino acids. Gene Ontology annotation, cellular component: Golgi apparatus.